AUGGCACCGAAUGUCGAGGAUGACUGGUCAGAUUCGGACGAGGAGAUAUCGACCGACGUCGAGACGGACGUCCUGCUAGGCGUCCCAGAUGGACCUCUCGCGUCCUCCUCGGACAUCUUGGAUGUCGCGGUGUCCCGCAUAGGCGGCACUCCCGCCUUCCUGCUCGCGCGUGAACCACCGAUCUCUUCGAGCGAAUGUGCGAACUGCAAGCAGCCGAUGCAACUGCUCGUCCAGAUGUGGUGCCCGUUCGAGGAUAGCCCGAUGGACCGCGCGAUCUACGUUUGGGGAUGCGCCAACCCAGGCUGCCAGCGCAAGGAGGGCAGCGUGCGAGCCUGGCGUGGCCUUCGUUUCAAUGCACCCUACGCGGCGAAGCUCGAGAAGAAGCUGGCGCGCAGGCGCGAGCGCGAGCGCAGGAAGGAGGAAGAGCGCGCCGCUGCCGAAGCGAAGAAGGCGCAGGCCAAAGCCUCUGCGAAAGCGAACCCGUUCUCCGUGAGUCAGAUUAAAUACCACCCCCUUCGCUUCGGUGGACUGGGCGACCAGCUCUUCGGCUCGUCCGCGCCUCCCCCGUCUUCCACUCAAGCGCCCGAUGAAGUAGACGAAAGGGGCUCAGACUCCGAAGAAGAAGAGUCUUCCUCCGAGCCCGAGCCCGAAGACGAGUCCGAGUCCGGCGAAUCCGAGCUCGUGACGGCUAUGGCGGGCGCGACGCUCGACACCUCCCCGUGGGCCGCCGCGCCGGCCUAUCCCGCGCAAUAUCUCUCCACCACUGCCGAGUACCUCCCGCCGCCGCCGAAGGCGAAGCUCCCCGCCGGAGUGAGCGUCGACGACCCGGACGCGGAGAGCGGGAAGGGAAAAGGAGGCGGCGGGGAGUGGGGGCUGGAGGGGUACGAGAACUCGAUGGAGCUCGACCACGUGUUCGAGCGAUUCACCAAGCGGGCGGGGUACGCGGGUGAGCAAUGCGUGAGAUAUGACCUCAAGGGCACGCCGCUGCCGUACGCGGCCGACGACGUGUUCCGCAAGCUUUUCCCCGACCCUUCCGUGAACCCGACGCCGGGCACGGCCGUCUCCGUCACCCGUGCCGCAUUCAACAACACCCCCGCCGCAGCGCGGCGGACGUACUCGCCCGCGAGCGUACCUCCCUGCCCGGCGUGCGGUGGCGCACGCGUGUUCGAGUGCCAGCUGAUGCCGAACCUCAUCAACGUCCUCCGCCCGAAGAUGGCCGGGCCCGAGCGCCCGCCCGCAGCAGCGGACGGGGAGGCGAGGCGGAAGGAGGUCGAGGCGGCGCUGAAGACGGGGAUCGGGAUGGAGUGGGGGACGUGCAUGGUGUUCUCGUGCGAGCGUGACUGCUGCGUCGGCCAGGGCGGGAAAGACGAGAAGGAGGCCUGGAGGGAGGAAGUCGUGCUCGUGCAGUGGGACGAUUGA
Punctularia strigosozonata HHB-11173 SS5 is the source of this 1419-nucleotide messenger RNA. RefSeq lists its product as uncharacterized. The record is from RefSeq and is a predicted model, not a curated record. Gene Ontology annotation, cellular component: cytoplasm. Lineage: Eukaryota; Fungi; Basidiomycota; Agaricomycetes; Corticiales; Punctulariaceae. The coding region runs from base 1 to 1419 and encodes 472 amino acids. Gene Ontology annotation, biological process: maturation of SSU-rRNA. The transcript has 5 exons.